AUGGGCUUUCUGGAGAACUACCAGGAGAUCGACCCGGUCACGCUGAACCUGUGCAUCCUCAUCGCCAGCUACGUCAUCCUGCUCCUGGUCUUCCUCAUCUCCUGCAUCAUGUACGACUGCCGGGGCAAGGACCCCACCAAGGAGUAUGCGCCCGACCCCCAGCCCACGCAGUCCCCCAUCCGCCUGGUGGUCAUGCAGGGCACCUCGGCCCCCGUCGGGCGCUGGGAGACCGCCAACAUGAUCACCAGCUACCACGAGCCCCCCCACUCCGAGAAGAAGAGCACCAUGGUCUAA
Menidia menidia (Atlantic silverside) is the source of this 294-nucleotide messenger RNA. The record is from the annotation of a GenBank genome assembly. Lineage: Eukaryota; Metazoa; Chordata; Actinopteri; Atheriniformes; Atherinopsidae.